Molecule: messenger RNA, 2648 nt
Organism: Sinocyclocheilus grahami
Lineage: Eukaryota; Metazoa; Chordata; Actinopteri; Cypriniformes; Cyprinidae
Product: mitofusin-1-like
Exons: 17
Biological process (GO): mitochondrion localization; mitochondrial fusion
Cellular component (GO): mitochondrial outer membrane
Molecular function (GO): GTPase activity; GTP binding
Source: RefSeq, a predicted model, not a curated record
GUUUUUGAGCAGCUUUUAGUUUACGUUCAGGAGGGAACGGAGUUUGUAAAAGAAACCUGUAAUAAUGAGUCAUUGGAGAAUAUUGCAAACAAGACACAGCUGGAUGAGAUCGAGGCGUACACGAGCCAACUCUUUAAAAUUAAAGAGGUUUUAUCUCGCAAUCACAUGAAGGUGGCCUUUUUCGGCAGAACAAGCAAUGGUAAAAGCACGGUUGUCAAUGCGAUGCUGCGUGACCGUGUGCUUCCCAGCGGCAUCGGCCACACCACUAACUGCUUCCUCAGCGUGGAGGGCACGGACGAAGACAAGGCCUUUCUCAAGACCGAAGGGUCCGAGGAGGAGAAAAGCAUCAAGACGGUGAAUCAGUUGGCUCACGCACUACAUAUGGAUGAGAGUCUGGAUGCCGGCUGUCUGGUUAAAGUGUUCUGGCCCAAAACAAAGUGUGCUCUGCUCAGAGACGACCUGGUUCUGGUGGACAGUCCUGGCACUGACGUCACCACACAGCUGGACAGCUGGAUCAAAAAGUUCUGUCUGGAUGCGGAUGUGUUUGUGUUGGUGGCCAACUCUGAAUCUACUCUAAUGAACACGGAGAAGCAUUUCUUCCACAAGGUCAAUGAAUGCCUGUCAAAGCCCAACAUCUUCAUCCUGAACAACCGCUGGGACGCUUCUGCUGCCGAACCCGAAUACAUGGAGGACGUGAGAAAGCAGCACACGGACAGGUGCGUGGACUUCCUGGUGGAGGAGCUGAAGGUUGUGGAUCGCGCCCAAGCACCGAAUCGUAUUUUCUUCGUAUCGGCGAAGGAGGUGCUAAACUCGCGGAUGCAGCGGGCGCAGGGUAUGCCAGAGACGGGAGGAGCUUUAGCGGAAGGGUUUCAGGAGCGACUGAAGGAGUUCCAGAACUUUGAGAGAUCGUUUGAGGAGUGUAUCUCGCAUUCAGCAGUGAAAACAAAGUUUGAGCAGCACACAAUCAGAGCAAAGCAGAUCACAGAAACAGUCAGAGACAUCAUGGAUCAAAUCAACAUCGCCGCUGCGGACAAGAGGGUGGUUUCUCUGGAGGAGAGAGAGUAUCUGCUUGACCGACUGGAUUUCGUUCGCAGUCAACUCAACCUGCUCAUCCAGGACAUCAAGAAGAAAAUCGAGGCCAUCACGGAGGAGGUGAAACACAAGGUGUCAGACGCCAUGGCAGAAGAGAUCUGCCGUCUGUCUGUGCUCAUAGACGAGUUUCGUGCAGAUUUCCACCCGUCACCACACGUGCUCAAAAUCUACAAAUCUGAUCUUCUCAGCCACAUCGAGAAGGGCAUGGGCAAGAAUCUGGCCUUCCGCUGUUCUGAUGCAGUAAACGCCUCCGUUCAGUCGUCUCAGCAAAACAUGAUGGAGUGUCUGAAGCCUCUGCUGCCCUCUGCUGCCCAGAGCCAGCUCCACAUGCUCAUUCCCAGCAGGAAGUUUGAGCUCAGCUACGACAUCAACUGUGCCACCCUUUGCUCAGACUUCCAGGAGAACAUCGAGUUCCAGUUCUCUUUCGGCUGGACUGCGCUGGUCCACCGUUUCUUAGGUCCCGCCAAUGCCAAACGUGCCUUGAUGCUGGUGGAUCAGACCCUACCGCUGACGGUGCCAACCACCCCUUCGGCCCCAGCAGGGGUUCAGUCUCCAGUCCCCAGAGCUCAAGGUCAGAAUCAGCAAUCACUGACGCAGGAAGAACUCAUGAUGUCCAUGGUGAGCAACCUGGCCUCGGUCACUUCCCGCACGUCUAUGAGCGUGAUCAUCGUUGGAGGAGUGGUGUGGCGAACAGUUGGCUGGCGUCUGAUCGCUCUCUCCAUGAGUCUGUACGGCGUGCUGUACCUGUAUGAAAAACUCACCUGGACCACCAAAGCCAAGGAAAGAGCCCUGAAGAAACAGUUUGUGGAUUACGCCACAGAGAAACUUCAAAUGAUCAUCAGUUUCACCAGCUCAAACUGCAGCCACCAAGUGCAGCAAGAAAUCGGCAGCACAUUCGCUCGACUCUGCCAGCAAGUCGACAUUACCCAGAAGGACCUGGAGAAUGACAUCCAACGCCUCACUGACAAGAUCCAGAAGCUGGAAAGUGUACAUAAGCGAUCCAAAGUGCUCAGACAUAAAGCCACGGCCCUAGAAAAGCAGUUAGAGGAUUUCAGCUCCCAGUAUCUUCGUCCUCAACCCUGAUUCUGUUCACACGGACACACUGGCUCCUUCCAGAGAGUGAUGUAACUCCUGUAUACUGUUACGCCCUGCUGUUUCGGGAAUUCUCAACUCACCAGAUGUUGCAAGGAAUGCAAGGGGGAAAAAUGUUACUUGUAGUUAACACUAAAAUGUGUAUUCUUGAAGUAAAGGUGGUUUCAGUGCUGUUUUGGUUGAGGUUUUUCUGUACAGAGAUUCAGUUUCACUGGAACGGGACUUAAAAACACUUUUGUGAACUGUGAAGCUGCCCUAUUAAGCAAAACAUGAGGGUAAAAAGCUGGAAUUUGAAAACUGAGUCAGUUUUGCUGUUCAGGUUCAGCCUAAUGAAGGAGUCAAUUUAUUUCAUACUUAUACCCAGCCUUUUUAUUCAGAAACAGAGUUCAUGUCAUCAGACAGGGAAUUCAGAUUUUUGUAGAUUUGCCUUUUGAUCACAAAGCCUAUUUUCUAUACGUUCCUUG